AUGGAGCAUAGAGAUGUCCAGGGCAACACUGACAAUGAGGACAAUGAUGACUCAUAUGUAAUAGGUGACUCAGAAAAGGGUUUAGAUGACGCUAGUGGUGAUGAUUCCAUUGAUGAUGACCUUAGUGAUGAGGAUGAUCUUAGUGGUGAAGAAGAAUUUGGCGAUGCUCGGGCCACCAAUCGAUUAGAUAUCGAAGUAGAUGGAGAUGAUGAGAUAUUUGAGGAUGUGGCGGAUGUUGACUCCGAUGACGGUCGCCCCGUUUGUCGUCUCACUGAAAGGGAAAUAGAGAUUUUGAGCAGGGUGUUGCCUGAUAGAGAGCCUUCAAUUGGUGAUUUCGAGGACCUUAGCCAUGGUCAUAGGGCUUUUGCUGAUGGUGGGCUAAACGAGAGCAGCAUCCCUGAUGUUAGUGUUUGUCCCAUCAUACGCAAGGGUUUAUUGUUUGCCAUAAUGGAUGAGUUGAAAUCAUGGUUGCAAGAGUACUCAAUUCUCCACCACCGUCCAUUUCGGGUGAUCAAUUCAUAUAAGGAGAAGAGGUACACCGUGGCUUGUGAGGAACAAUUGUGUCAAUGGAGAGUAUGUGCUAGGAAAACAAGGGCAGGCAAAUGGAAGAUUACCUCAGUUAAUCAACCACAUACUUGUGCUAGUGCUGACGCAGAAGACACUCAUUUGCAGCUCAACUCUAGGUUCAUUGCAAGGCAAUUGUGCCCUAUUGUGAAGCAUAUGCCAACCAUAACGGUGUCCGCGUUGGUUGAGACAAUCUUCCAACUAUACAACUACUACGUGAAGUAUGGAAAAGCAUGGAGAGCAAAGCAGCGUGCAUUGGAAAUAAUAUUUGGUAAUUGGGAAGAAGCGUAUGAGCGCCUACCGGUAAUGUUGAACGCAAUGAAAGCGGCAAAUCCCGGGACACACUUUGAGUACGUGCCUAAGGAAGGUGAAACAAGGAACGGCCGGGAGGUGUUUGGUAGGGCUUUCUGGGUUUUCGGUCAGAGCAUUGAAGCAUUCAAGCAUUGCAGGCCCGUUGUAUCAAUUGAUGGCACAUUUCUUACAGGGAAGUUCGAGGGCACAAUGCUUAUAUGUAUUGGGACAGAUGCCGAAGACCAGCUUGUGCCGUUAGCCUUUGCCAUUGUUCGGAAGGAGGACACCGAUAACAUGCUGGGAUUCUGA
Messenger RNA from Sorghum bicolor (sorghum), 1164 nucleotides. RefSeq lists its product as uncharacterized. The transcript has 2 exons. The record is from RefSeq and is a predicted model, not a curated record. Lineage: Eukaryota; Viridiplantae; Streptophyta; Magnoliopsida; Poales; Poaceae. The coding region runs from base 1 to 1164 and encodes 387 amino acids.